Molecule: messenger RNA, 2778 nt
Organism: Pogonomyrmex barbatus (red harvester ant)
Lineage: Eukaryota; Metazoa; Arthropoda; Insecta; Hymenoptera; Formicidae
Product: osmotic avoidance abnormal protein 3
Biological process (GO): microtubule-based movement
Molecular function (GO): ATP binding; microtubule motor activity; microtubule binding
Source: RefSeq, a predicted model, not a curated record
UUUUGUGCGGCGAAUAGCCAUGUUCCUCUGUUUUCCAAUAUAAAAUUGCGGAAAAACGCAUCCAUCAUCGGUAUGUCCGAGUCCGUAAAAGUGGCAGUAAGAUGUCGGCCUAUGUCCAACAAAGAAUUACAGCAUGGAUGUCGGAACGUCGUGACAAUCGAUCCGCUGACAAAAUCUUGCACGUUGGAAAAUGCCGACGGUGGAAGUGGAAAAGUUUACCAAUUUGAUGCUACGUUUGGCCCCUCUGCUACGACAGAAUCAGUUUACGAAAAUGUGGGUUCCGUCAUCGUGGAGGCCGUGUUGGAGGGUUACAAUGGCACUGUAUUUGCUUAUGGCCAAACUGGCUGCGGAAAGUCAUUUACGAUGCGAGGAUUCAUUGAACGCGCGUUAGAACAUCUAUUUGAAGCAACUUCUACGGCUAGUUCUGAAACAAGAUAUUUAGCGUUGCUGAGCUAUCUCGAGAUCUAUAACGAACGGUUACGAGAUUUGUUACAAGACGACACUGGGGAGACUUUGACAUUAAAGGAAGAUCCCACAAAGGGUACUUAUGUUGCUGGUGGUCUACGUGAGAUCACUGUCAAAGAUGCGACCGAAUGUGCCGCAUUAGUCCGGCAGGGUGAUCAAAGAAGAGCCGCAGCCGCAACGAAGAUGAACGCUGCUAGUUCGAGAAGUCAUGCCGUUUUAACUUUGUCACUCGAAGCAAUUGCCAUCAAUGACGAUGAUAAACGAGGCAACGCUAUCAGAAGAGGUCGAUUGCACUUGGUCGAUCUUGCUGGAUCCGAAAGACAGACUAGAACUGGAGCCACAGGGGAUCGUUUGAAAGAAGCCGCCAGUAUCAAUUUAAGCUUAUCGGCAUUGGGGAAUGUCAUUAGUGCGCUAGCUGCCGGAAACGGAAGACACGUUCCUUACAGAGAUAGCAAGCUAACAAGAUUACUGCGAGACAGCUUGGGCGGAAAUGCCAGAACUUUGAUGAUUGCCUGCGUCAGCCCAAGUGACAUCGAUGCUGAAGAGACUCUCAGCACUCUGCGGUACGCCGCCCGAGCUCGUUGCAUCAAGAACAAGCCCAUCGUCAAUGAGGACCCUAAAGAUGCUCUUCUUAGGCAAUACCAAUUAGAACUUCAACGUUUGAGGAAAUUGCUAAAUUCUGGCGACCCAGCAAAUGUUGGAUUGGACUUCCAGAAGGAUAUGGAAGAAGAAAGAAAGGAUUUGAGAGAGAAGCAAUAUUCUGAAGAGGUGGAGAGGUUGAGAAAAGAAUGUGAGAGUUCAAAUUUGUCAGCUCAAAAAACUAAAGAAGAAUUAGAAGCUUUGAAAUUCCGUUAUGAAUCAGGAUUAAAUAUGACGAACAAUGUUAAUAAUACUGAAAACCUCAAUCAAGAAAAUCAAGAGAUGGAUGAAUUGGAUAAAGAACGAAUGGAGAAGAAGAAAAAAAGAGAAGCAGCUCUACAAGAUGUUUUAAAGAAAUUAGAAAAACUGACGAUUGGUGGAGAGCAAAUUGAUAACGCAGAACAAAAAAGAAGAGAGAAGAGAAGAAAGAAAUUGGAAGCUCUUGUAGGGGCGCUGGAAGCUAAUGAUGCCAAUGGUAGUGUCUUCCAGGUAUAUGGCCAACUGAGAUCGACAGAGGAUGCACUGAAAAGAAUGGCGAAGCGAGUGAAGCAAUUAGAAGCUGAGGCAGCGGAUCUUCAGGCGUCCUGGGAUGCCGAGCGUCGUGAGCUUCUUCGAAGAGAAUUGUUAACGUCACAAUUAUGCGAUCUCAUGGUACCCUAUCUUCGUCCGGGCUGUCCCUUUCGAGAUAUCGCGGCGGUGAGAUCGGCGGCAACCUGGUGCGAUGAAUUAGGACGAUGGCGUUUGCCGGAUGUAUCCCCUCACAUACCUCUACCUCCAGCUGCUGCUACAACACGAACGGAUAUUCUUCACUUCACCGGGGGUUCCUCGAGGGCGGAUCAUAAUAACAAUAAUAAUAGUAGCAACGAUGACAGUGAAAGUGGCCAGGAUAAUGAUAAUGAAGAAGAUGACAGACGAGGUGUUACGAGAAAGAAAAGUGUUACGACGAAAAAGGGUUGGGAUGCUGUGGAAUCUUAUUUUCGGAGAAGCAGGGUGGAUACUCUUCUGGCACAUGCACGAGAAGCAAAGACUUUCGAGCCGGGAAAUCGGUUGAGUAAAUCGGGAGGCUCGGAAGAUUCAAUGCCAAUUGCAGGUGGCAGUGGUUAUCUGCAGCUAAACGCGCUGAAUCUGCAGAGCAGCGCGCCGGUGUUCGGCGAGAAUAACUACAGCCCGAAUCAGCGUAUGUCGGCGAUACGCGAUGGUUGGGUCCACGAUGAACGACCUGAUCGACCUAUAUAUAACACCUUUAUCAAUACAACGAAAAAACCUCCUCCAAGAAUAUUGGAAGCCUUACCAUCGUACCCGCACGCCGGUAGCCCCUUCAAAUCGUCCGUUCGUGUUGGUGAAAUGGAAUUGAAGAAAAUAUCUGAGCGAGAACCACCAUCGAGAUUGCUACGUAAUAACGAUACCUUUACCUGUCAUCAUCCGUUCCACGUUGAAAACACCUGUUCGCCAACUUAUUGAUAAGCCUGCGAACUAUUUAACAAACAUUUUGUGUUAAAGAAGAAUUAAAAGAAGUUAUGUACAAGGUUUAAGAGACAGAGGUCAAGCUGAGAGGAAUGUCAAGGCAACGCAACAUUGACGACAAUUGGCGGAAUCACUUAACAUCAAAAACACUAACGGGUGGCGAAUAAAAUUAAAUCAACAAAACACCAUUCCUUUGAUUCUUUACGAGAA